This is a messenger RNA of Linum tenue, 240 nucleotides long. The record is from the annotation of a GenBank genome assembly. NCBI's taxonomy places the organism in Eukaryota, Viridiplantae, Streptophyta, Magnoliopsida, Malpighiales, Linaceae.
UUGCGUCCGCCGCCGCCGCCUCCCGAGAAGAAGAAGGUCCAGUUCAAGUUCGAAGACAAAGUGGAGGCCUUCUACAGCGACGGCUGGUGGGAAGGGGCUAUUAUUGCGGAGCACUCCGGCGGGAAAUUCGCGGUGUUCCUCAGAGGGUUUGAGGAGCAGAUUGUGUUUGAAGAGAAAGAUUUGAGGUUGCCUGUUCAGUGGGUUAAAGGGAAGUGGGAGCCGCGAUUCGAACAGGUUUAG